Sciurus carolinensis (gray squirrel) is the source of this 5899-nucleotide messenger RNA. It is a transcript of the gene Prkg1, whose product is annotated as protein kinase cGMP-dependent 1. Gene Ontology annotation, biological process: protein phosphorylation. Gene Ontology annotation, molecular function: cGMP-dependent protein kinase activity; ATP binding. The transcript has 18 exons. The record is from RefSeq and is a predicted model, not a curated record. The coding region runs from base 348 to 2408 and encodes 686 amino acids. NCBI's taxonomy places the organism in Eukaryota, Metazoa, Chordata, Mammalia, Rodentia, Sciuridae.
GUCCCUCUUCCUACUCCCCGGCCAAGGCGCCUCUGGGCUUUUCUCUCCAACGCUACAGCGCCCACCGCGUUUUAGGUUGAAUCCCGUGUUGGACCUGCUGUUUUGCUGAUCUCCACACACUGAGCCUCUCGGUAAAGCCCAGAGAAGUGGAAUCUGCACACUGAAACUCUCGGUGUCUGGAGCCGGCGGACUGGGCAUGCUCAGAAGCCAGGGUUGGCUUUGGUCUCAACUAGGAAGCUUUUGCUCUCCGGAGGCAGCGGCGACUUUGGGGAAAGUUGAUCAGAGAGGGGAGGAAGCCCCAAGACGCGGAGCAGCGCCAGGAAGGAGCCCCGGCAGCCCGGAGGAGUAUGGGCACCCUACGGGAUUUACAGUACGCGCUCCAGGAGAAGAUCGAGGAGCUGAGGCAGCGGGAUGCUCUCAUCGACGAGCUGGAGCUGGAGUUGGAUCAGAAGGACGAACUGAUCCAGAAGCUGCAGAACGAGCUGGACAAGUACCGCUCGGUGAUCCGACCGGCCACCCAGCAGGCGCAGAAGCAGAGCGCUAGCACCUUGCAGGGUGAGCCGCGCACCAAGCGACAGGCGAUUUCCGCGGAGCCCACCGCCUUCGACAUCCAGGAUCUCAGCCAUGUGACCCUGCCCUUCUACCCCAAGAGCCCACAGUCCAAGGAUCUUAUAAAGGAAGCCAUCCUUGACAAUGACUUCAUGAAGAACUUGGAACUGUCACAGAUCCAGGAGAUUGUGGAUUGUAUGUACCCAGUGGAAUAUGGCAAAGACAGUUGCAUCAUCAAAGAAGGAGACGUGGGGUCGCUGGUGUAUGUCAUGGAAGAUGGGAAGGUUGAAGUUACAAAAGAAGGUGUGAAGCUGUGUACCAUGGGUCCAGGAAAGGUGUUUGGGGAGCUGGCUAUUCUUUACAACUGUACCCGGACAGCGACCGUCAAGACUCUUGUAAAUGUGAAACUUUGGGCCAUUGAUCGACAAUGUUUUCAAACAAUAAUGAUGAGGACAGGACUCAUCAAGCAUACCGAGUACAUGGAAUUUUUAAAAAGUGUUCCAACAUUCCAGAGCCUUCCUGAAGAGAUUCUUAGCAAGCUUGCUGAUGUCCUUGAAGAGACUCACUAUGAAAAUGGGGAAUAUAUUAUCAGGCAAGGUGCAAGAGGGGACACCUUUUUUAUCAUCAGCAAAGGAAAGGUGAAUGUCACUCGGGAAGACUCACCUAGUGAAGACCCAGUCUUUCUUAGGACUUUAGGAAAAGGAGACUGGUUUGGAGAGAAAGCCUUGCAGGGGGAAGAUGUAAGAACAGCAAAUGUCAUUGCUGCAGAAGCUGUAACCUGCCUUGUGAUUGACAGAGACUCUUUCAAGCAUUUGAUUGGAGGGCUGGAUGAUGUUUCUAAUAAAGCAUAUGAAGAUGCAGAAGCAAAAGCAAAAUAUGAAGCUGAAGCUGCUUUCUUCGCCAACCUGAAGCUGUCUGAUUUCAACAUUAUUGACACCCUUGGAGUUGGAGGUUUCGGACGAGUAGAACUGGUCCAGUUGAAAAGUGAAGAAUCCAAAACAUUUGCAAUGAAGAUUCUCAAGAAACGCCACAUUGUGGAUACCAGACAGCAGGAGCACAUCCGCUCAGAGAAGCAUAUCAUGCAGGGGGCUCAUUCUGACUUCAUAGUGAGGCUAUACAGGACAUUUAAGGACAGCAAAUAUUUGUAUAUGUUGAUGGAAGUUUGCCUAGGUGGAGAACUCUGGACCAUUCUCAGGGAUAGAGGUUCAUUUGAAGAUUCUACAACCAGAUUUUACACAGCAUGUGUGGUAGAAGCUUUCGCCUAUCUGCAUUCCAAAGGAAUCAUUUACAGGGACCUCAAGCCAGAAAAUCUCAUCCUAGAUCAUCGAGGUUACGCCAAACUGGUUGAUUUUGGCUUUGCAAAGAAAAUAGGAUUUGGAAAGAAAACAUGGACUUUUUGUGGAACUCCAGAGUAUGUAGCCCCAGAGAUCAUCUUAAACAAAGGUCAUGACAUUUCAGCCGACUAUUGGUCAUUGGGAAUUCUAAUGUAUGAACUUCUGACUGGCAGCCCACCUUUCUCAGGCCCAGAUCCUAUGAAAACCUAUAACAUCAUAUUGAGGGGGAUUGACAUGAUAGAAUUUCCAAAGAAGAUUGCCAAAAAUGCUGCUAAUUUAAUUAAAAAACUAUGCAGGGAUAACCCAUCGGAAAGAUUAGGAAAUUUGAAAAAUGGAGUGAAAGAUAUUCAAAAGCACAAGUGGUUUGAGGGCUUUAACUGGGAAGGUCUGAGAAAGGGCACCUUGACUCCUCCCAUAAUACCAAGCGUUGCAUCACCCACGGACACAAGCAAUUUCGACAGUUUUCCUGAGGACAGCGAUGAGCCACCGCCUGAUGACAACUCAGGCUGGGACAUAGACUUCUAAUGCAUUUCUCUUACCUGCUUCUGCCUUGCUGAAGACAGCUUUUUCUGAGACACAGCUGCCAGCAAACUUGAGGGAAAGAGAGAAGAUUAGUGCUCGGGGUCACCAUGAUGCCUUUGAUCGAUGCUGCUCCAGUAACUACAGUGGCAUUAGGACUUAUUGCUUAGAUGACAAUAGUGCUCUUUACAUGUUUUCUGUUUGAACCUAAAAUAGCAGUUGACAUGGUGGUCCUGAAGCAAAGCCUUUCACCAGUACAGAGAUGUUUUCUAUUGUUGCAACGAUCGAUCUUGCUUUGCUCUGAUUAUAAUUUGAAAGACUGUAGGAAGCACUUCAAUCUAGUAAAAGAGUCUGUACCUUGCUAGGUUUAUCAGGAUGAAAGAAUAAUAUAUUGGUACGAUGGAUUACUAUGGUACAGAACCUGGGCUAUCCCCUUUCUUUAAAUGAAGGUUGUGGAAUCUGUUACUGCAAGCCAGUGUAUAUACCGUAGAAAAGAGGACCACACAUCUGUGGGUCACAGAGUUCAUGUCAAACCAGUGCUAGAAGUUUCAUGAUUUUAUUUCCCAGCAGUGCUGAUGACAAGACUGAAUGUUACCUUUUCUUUCUGACAGAUUUUAAAAAUUGAUAUGAUAAAAGCACAACUGCUAUGGAUUCUCCUGAGACCUUUCAUAGCAGGUAUAUAUGCGUUUUCACAGAGGAUUGAAAAAAAUGCAUGAUAUUCAUUUCUUUUUGAUAAAUUGGCAUGACAGAGUGGGGGAAAAAAGCAAUUCACAAAACCAUUUCAUAUUUUAAAAAACAUAUUGUGCUUAAAGAUGGUCCUGGAAAUAAAUGACUAGCAGCCAAUUGGUUUAUCUAUUUACCUAACAUACCCUCAAACUGAGGCUUAAAAUAUUUCUUUUAUAAAAAUAAACCCUUGGGUUGGGGGUGGGGUAUGGUGGGGAGGGAUUAAGACCCAUCCAAAAAAUAAAAAACUAUAUAGGUGCUAUGUAUAUCUUUCAUCUGUAAUGUCAGUGUCUGAACAGACAACACAAAUUCUAAACCUUACAUGUCUAGCCAGAGACUCAAGCAUUUUCACUAAAUUUAUUAAACUAAACACCUGUCAGAUUUCACUUACACAACAUAGACUAGGUUCGAGAGAGAAAGGUGAUUUGGAAACCUUUUUGAACUAGCUUCUUGUCUUAGGCCUGAACCAAAAAAGAAAUAAGAAAAAAAAAAAAGUCAGAAAGCACAAAGUCAAAGUUAUUAAAGUUUACAAAACCAGGAAGCUCACUCAUUUGAGGUCAGGAAAGAGAACAAGAAACUGCACAGGUGUUGAUUACCUUUUCCUGAAUAAACCCACAUACUUGUCAAAGUAGGAAGGGGUUAGAGAGGGAAAAAGGAACAUGAGUUCACAAAAAUUGAUUUUAGCAAAAUAAAACAAAUAUUAGUGAACCUGAAAUUUAUACUAACUAGGAAAGACUAGAUAUGAAAAUAUUAGACUGAUUUGCUUUUUUCACGUAGAAUAAAGAAUCAGCAGAUGAAGUUGGGUCCAUUGGUGGCAAGCCAGAUGAACAUUAUUAGCUGUCAAUAGUGGAGUUUUCCAGAAGCUUUUUUUCCUGGACAGAUAGCAUUAUACCUACACAGAUCAAUGUAUAACCUUCCAAACUGUCUUGGAACUGUAUGUGAAUUUGGUAUAAUAAGGACAGUUUUGCUUUUUAACAUUAGAGAGUUUUUCUUAAUCUAAUGUAGAUGUUUUUGCAAAAUUAUGUCCAAUUAGAUCAUCAUAUCUUAGCCAAGAAAGGGUAUAUUAUGAAUUUUGUUUGAAUUUUUCAUACUCAAAACUAUUUUAGAACAUGAUAUCAAAAUAAACUCUAAAAACAUUUUUAGGAUAGAACUAAUAAAUAUAUACUAUAUAUAUAAAGGAUAAAAUUCAAUUAAAACUUUGAUCCUAAGAUAUUAUUGAUACUAUUAUUAUUGGAACUUUCCCUCUCUUACAAACAAUUUCUCAAAAUCAACCUAUUCCCCAAGACAUUGGCUGUCUUCUGCAGAUUUCAGAAUAUAAAAUUAAGUGUAUCAACCUAAAGUCUAGCUAUGAAUCCUAUUUCAGAGGUUUCAUAUGUCUUUUAAUUGGUCUUUUAAUAUGUAUAUGUAUAAUUCCAAUUACCGCCAAUGUUCAAUAAUUUUUGUUUAAAGAUUGUGUGGUUCAGGUAUGCUAAAGGCUUGCUAGAAUAUUAAAUUUACCUUGUCAUUAGAAAGUGAAUCUGCCCCUACAAAUUUUCAAAUAUCACAAAAGUCCCAGAAAUUAGCACUUACUCUGGAUUUUGGACUAUUAUGGUUCAAGUCUAAGACAACCCAUAUGUACAGUUCUACGGAGAAGGAAGAAGUAGCAUUCAGCACAAUGUAACUGUAGAUUGUUUUUCCCACCUGUACCUGCAUCUUCGUCAUUUCACCCACAACAUUGUAUCAGGAUGUCUAAAGCAAUCACCAAAAAAUAAAGGUGAACUAUAUCUUCCAAGAAUUACUAAUGAAAACAUUCAUCUGAUUUAUAACAUUUAAUUUAAAGGAAUUAAAUCUUGUCUUAAUGAAGACACUAGGGCUAUAAUUCAUGGUCAGCUUCAUUUUAUUUCUGAAUUUUUCAUGCCCUCUUUUUUUCUUACAUUAAAGAACAUCUGGAUAAGUUUAGAAUAGUGCCAACUUGUUUGAUUUGUGAACUGACUUUCUUGUUAAUAUUUCCAGUAUGGGAAAUAAGGGCUUUCUGUGUGUCUUGAUUCACAGGAAAACUGAAAACUGCCAAGGGAAGGAAUAUCAAAGUUGAGAUAGAUUGAAUACAUUAGAGAAAAUUAUUUGUGGAAAAUUGCUGUAAUUGAUUUUUAUGUUUAUUACCUUCCUUGUUAUUACAAUAUGAAUCAGACCCAUGUAGCAUUUAAAACAAAUGUAUUUUGAUUAUAUACUUAACAAAUCAUAGUUUUUACUUACAGUUAUGAAAUAUACAUGUGAAUUUUACAUGUAUAAUGAUACAUACUCAACUAUUGGAUUUUUCUUGCUUCAUUUUUAAAUGACUGAACUGAUGAUGAUGAAUUUAAAUUUAAAGAAGUCAGCUACCAGAUUGACAACAAGGAUAUCAGAAAUGAUUUCAUACAAUAGAGGUGAUCUGUGCAUUAUCCAUAACACUGUUUUCUUUCACAAUAGGACCACAGACAAAUAUUUAUGUAAAUAGAUAUUUUUGUGUGAUAUUUUGUGGUACAUAUAACUUUUUUUAGUGUUUCACAGCAUUAUUAUUUCAUUUUAUUUGUAUUGAAUAAUGUUUUUAGGUCCAAGUAGACUUGAAUUAAUGUCAUAAUUGUCAGUAUUAUUGAAAACUAUGUCAACAGUACUGUUAUUCAUCUGUCCCAUAGUUUAGAACAUGACCUGGCUAUCUGGCAUUGUUGCAAGUGCCUUAAAUUCAUGGCAUCUGAUUAAAAAAAAAAAAAAACAAAUUUGGUGUUAUGCUGCAUGACAAAGACAAACACACCUCAAAA